Asterias rubens (European starfish) is the source of this 3760-nucleotide messenger RNA. RefSeq names its product anosmin-1-like. Gene Ontology annotation, molecular function: protein binding; peptidase inhibitor activity. Bases 81 to 2336 code for a protein of 751 amino acids. Gene Ontology annotation, cellular component: cell surface; extracellular region. The record is from RefSeq and is a predicted model, not a curated record. NCBI's taxonomy places the organism in Eukaryota, Metazoa, Echinodermata, Asteroidea, Forcipulatida, Asteriidae. Gene Ontology annotation, biological process: neuron differentiation. The transcript is spliced from 13 exons.
UGUAUUUUUGGAAAGUGUGUGUAGCUUUUCAGCAGCGCAGCCACGAAAACGUAUACGGCCCAUUGGAUUUGUGUUAUUCUAUGCUCUGCACACAGCAAUGUGAAUGGGAAGAUCGACGAUUUUGGGGACAAACCCCUGUAAAUAUCAUGAAUUUCUGUAGAUUUGUUAGUGUCCAAAAGAGGAAAAUGUUAAGAUUGAAGUGGUUAGCAGUGCUGGGAGUUCUUCUUGGGACAAUACGAAUUACACAUGGUAGUAUUUUGGAGGCCCAAUGUCGGGCGAGAUGUUACAGUUCUGCAUCUUUACACGUUUCAACGACGGAAGAAUCAAGGGGGGAGUCGUAUAGAUUAUUAUGUUUAAAUUCAACAAAUUGUUCAUCGUGUGUUAUUCCUUGUUCAUCUGAGUAUAAAACAUCAUCAUUAUGCAAAUCAAAAUGUGUGUUGUCGUCUGACAUUUCAUGGUGCCACAGCUCUUGCGAGUAUUUGAAAUUAAGUCACAACCAAAAAACUGGCACUUGCCCGCCGCUAGAUACAAUACAGGGAUUCGGUAAAGCCUGCGCUGAGACAUGUUCUAAUGACUCGCAAUGUAACCGGAAGGAGAAAUGUUGCUAUAAUGGUUGUGGGUAUACAUGCCAAGAACCAAUUGUGAACAGAUUGGAGCUUCCUCCAAAGACAAGGAAUAGCCCAACAGUAACAGAAAACCUUGAGGAUUCCUCCAUCACAUUGGAAUGGCAGCUUAGAGGUAGUCAGGAUGCGAGUGGCGUCAUACUCUAUGUAGUACAGGGUAGAAAUAACUCUGGGCGCCAUCCCAGUACGCGGAACAUGGAUGUUUGGACCGACCUUGCAAUAACGGAAAAAAGGAGUUACGAGGUGGACGUGACUCUCGGGAAGUAUUACACUUUCCAGAUUGCUUCUGUUAAUGAAAACGGCUCCAUGGGAUUCUGUCAACCAUCGACACCCUUCAGGUUAUCAAGAGAUCCUCAGUCACCCAGUUCACCUAUUAACCUCAGAGAGGGCCAGUCCACUGCUACCUUCGACCACAAGAUUGACGUCAAGAUUCUAUGGGACCCUCCCAAGAGCAGCGAUUUGCAAAUCACUAGGUACAGGGUUUUCUUCGUGGAAUGGCCGUCCAGUGUGAUGCAUUAUCUCUUUGAGGUCACAGAGUAUAGCAUUAAUAUUCCUGGGAGUCAGCACAGCGUUACCAUACCAAGUCUUCGCCCCGAUAUGCGAUACAAGAUCCAAGUUCAAGCAAUAUCCCUGUGGGGUGAUGCAAGAAUGCGAAGUGAAAGGACGGAAAUCUUAAUCCGUACGAUAGGAGGACUUGCAGACUCUCCUCACGUCCCGAAACCAAUCGACCCCUUACCAGCCCCAGGUGAGGCAGGGGAGAUACCCGGUGAACCCAGAGAGGUGACGCCCGAAGAUCCCUACUGGGAGUCAGGAGUCCUCAAGUGCCGCAUCUCGUGGAAGAAACCCAAAGGAUUUGAGGAAACAGUAAACCUUUUCAUGGUGCACUGGCAACCGAUGGGAUGUGCUCAGGACUAUGAAAAUAGUACCAAGUCGGCUACAACACAUGCAAACGCCUUAUUUCCCCAGUACCCGGAAAAGGUGGCCACAACACAUAGCCGCCAUUUCGACAUCUACAACUUGAUGUUUGACUGCCAGUAUCGGGUAGAAUUAGUAGCUGUAUCGGAUACACGCCUGAGGAGUAAUGGAACUAGUAUUCGUUUCUACACGCCAGCCUGUAAUGCGUUGAAGGUCAAAGGUCGGGUGAAACCAGUUUGCCCCACACCAGUUCCGGACAUCCCGAGUGAGCCACAGAAUGUCUCAUAUGUGUUUCUACUGGCAAACACCAACAUUACGGCACGCUUCCGAUGGGCACCUCCAGCCGUAUCCCUGUAUGACAUCAUAGGUUACAGGGUCGUGUGGGCGGAGCAUGCCCAGAUCUCGGACACUCUAUUUGGGGAGGGCUUUCCUUUGCUUUUGAUGUCCAAGGCAGAAAGUAUCAUAUUACCAGCGAGAAAGAAAAGCUAUGAUAUUGAGAACUUAAAGACUGGUACGCGGUACGGGGUUCAGAUCCAAGCACUGACAAACAGGAGUGGCGGUGCAGUGGCCUACGAGGACCUUAAAACGCCAAGGAUCCAGCCCGGUCCUCCGCAAAACUUUGUGCCAACGUCGACCGUUGUCACCGAACUCAUGGGGAGAAUUUCAACUCAGAGCAACGUGGUGCAGACCGACCAGGAGGGUCACUCGGGGACGAGGUCGUGGCACGAGACAUCAAAAUGGACAUUGAGUCUGGUGCUCUUUCUCUCCUGCCUCAUGCAUCUGUUAAUACUCAGAUGAUGAAGUCAAGGCUUAAGAUCAGAGGGCGUUUUUUUGUAAAGCUGGGGUUGGGAAAGUCUGGAUUCAUGGUAAUUUAUUUGUAAACAUUCUGAGCUGCUUAUAGGUUUUUUUGCUGAAAGGGGAGGGAGCUAGGGGUUAAAUGGCUGUAUGACUAAGUUUUCAAAACAAGGAUUUAUGCCUGGUCUGGUUUCCUGCUUCUUCACUUGAUCUGAAUUAAUCAUAAAGAUUUGAUGAUCGUUUUUCAGUGCAUGAUUAUAUGAGACCUUGUCUGUCAAAAAAAGCAUGCUCCCUUCAUGGUUUGGGCAACCACACCACUGGGAUUUGAAAGUUGACCACGGGCUGCAAGACUAGCUGUCUAAAAUCUUUGUAUUACGGGUACAGUUAUACACUGUUUAAUUUUUCUUCGGAAAGUUAUCAGCCAUUUGCCCUGAGACUGUUACAAAGUCAGUAUCAAGUAUCAGUUUAUAUUUAUUAAUCCACUUUUCAUGGGGCUUUUUAAGCAUUAAUUUUUUUGGGUGAUCUGCGGCAAUAAAAUACCAUGAAUUUAGAUUUAUAUUUUUUAAGGGUUGGGUUUAGUAACACAGUUCUUUGUGCCUCACACAAAUACCAACAUUUUUCGUUGGUAUUAUAUUUAAAAAUGUACAGUUCAAUAUGCAUUUGUAAUUUAAAGGGCUGAAUGUGUUAUUGUUGCAUUGUAAAUUGUUUAUUGUAAUAUAUUGUACACUUAAGCACCUGUACAAAAUCAGAACCAUUAUAUAACAUUGUCAUGUUUUAAAUAUGAUUAUAUUGUAUAUUUUAUGAGUUUUUUUGUCCUUUUUAUAUUUUUUUGUUGUUUGUCAUAUAGUCGUAUGUUUUUGUUUCCAUCUGAUGCCUUAUGGAUGUUUUCUGUUAAUUUGUUUUUCAACUGUGGACUGGUGCUCUGGUUUCACUUUACUGUAAGAAACUGAAUAAGGGUCAGGAUUCCAGAUAAAUAAAACCUUCAUGUUUAGUUUCUUGUUCUUCUUCUCUCACUUUAAAAGACAAGCAUUAUUGUGUUAUUCAUAACUCAAAAACUACUUAUGUUUCGACAACAAAACUUGAAACUCGUCCUCAUUUUUUAUCUACAAAAUCCUGAUCUAAGAUGAACUGUUGAAACGUAAACAGAGCAAAGAGUAAGCCAGCAUCAAUUGUUCUGUAGUAACUACUCCAAAUUGUGAGUGUUUUUCUUUGUAUCGCGGGAAAUCCUUCCAUCUUUUUGAAAUGUACUAUAUUUAUUAAAUUUAUCUUUGUACUCUUUUUUACUCCUCUAUUCCUUAAAAAACACGGAGAAAAGCGAGAGAAAACCGGCAUAGGUUGAAAUUAUCACCACAUUUUAAACAAAAGUUUAGUUAUGUUGUAUGGAUCAAACAUAACAUUAUAACUUUUUUUUUGCGAGAUGGUAACUU